AUGAGUCCUCCGCAACAAAAUGCGCGCAAUCAGACGUCCACCACUCGUCGAGCUGCAACUACACACACCCGCACGCUAAGACCUCCUCCCCCACCGGGUCCCCGAAAGAAUAGCCACUCGGGUCAUUCCAAANAGAGUCUUGCCUGCACAAAGAACCUUGUUACCUCUAGCAAGAACCACAACAAGAACGAAACAGCUAUCGCGGCCGAGGACGAGGAUAUGGCCGGCCUUCCGCAGUUCUGUGCUACUUGCGAGAAGCAAAUCCUCACACCUGCUUGCAACUCGAUCUUGUAUUGCUCAGAGAGCUGUCGCCGAAAGGACCACAACAAGCCUCUCAGUCAUUCCAUCUUGCCAUCGGAACCUUCGCCGCAGCCAACCACCCCUCGCAGCUCGUACUUCUUCGAUGACCAUCAGCCCGAGAUCCUUCCUAUGCGAUCACCAACUGUUGUUCGCCCUCCAUCCUUGGCCUUCUCGGAUGAUAGUUUCGACCUGUCUACCAGCGAGGAGCAACCCAAAUAUCGUCGCAGUGAGAGUGAUGGUUCCCGCUGGCUCUCGCAAUUUCAUCAUAACUCUGGCGACCACAGCCCUCGUCGUGCGAGCUAUGAUCCGUAUACGCCGUCACUGUCGCAUACUCCAACCUCGCUUCUGAGUACUGUCGGAUCGUAUCUGUCUACUCGUCCACUUCCAGGCCGCAAGAAUCCCUACAGUGCAUCUUUCAGUUCUCUCUCGGUUGAUCUCGUGACGCCGGUCGUCAAUGCCGAGUCACUGACCGCAACAACCGAUCUCAGUCACCAGAGCGCGUCUCUACGCAGUAGUGCAAGCACCAGCACGGCGUUCCGUGUCGUUGAGGGAGAGAUGACUUAUGGCAAUAAGGAUUACGACACUUCGCCUAGCAAGGGCAGCCUUCGACAACUUUUCUUCCACGAGGCUAUGCAGGCUCCUCCUAAAAACGAGUAG
Aureobasidium musti is the source of this 957-nucleotide messenger RNA. Lineage: Eukaryota; Fungi; Ascomycota; Dothideomycetes; Dothideales; Saccotheciaceae. The record is from the annotation of a GenBank genome assembly.